CAGCCCCGCGGGCGGCGGCGGGCGAGCGGGCGCAAGAGCAGGAGCCGGAGAGCGGCGCGGCUGGGAGGGAAGCCGGGGCGAGGCGAGGAGGUGGCAGGAGGAGGAGACAGCCGGGACAGGUGUCAGAUAAAAGAGGACUCUCCUCCUCUGCCGAGGCAUCAUGGCCGCUAAGUCAGACGGGAGGCUGAAAAUGAAGAAGAGCAGCGACGUGGCGUUCACCCCGCUGCAGAACUCGGACAAUUCGGGCUCGGUGCAAGGACUGGCUCCUGGCUUGCCGUCGGGGCCCGGAGCCGAGGACCCGGAGGCUGCUGGGGCCGGCUGCUGCCCGGACGGCGGCGGCUGCUCGCGCUGCUGCUGCUGCUGCUCGGGGAGCGGUGGCUCGGCGGGCUCCGGUGGCUCGGGCGGCGGCGGCCCAGGCGGUGGGGCAGGCUCGGCGGCUCUGUGCCUGCGCCUGGGAAGGGAGCAGCGGCGCUACUCGCUGUGGGACUGCCUCUGGAUCCUGGCCGCCGUGGCUGUGUACUUCGCGGACGUGGGAACGGACAUCUGGCUCGCCGUGGACUACUACCUGCGCGGCCAGCGCUGGUGGUUUGGGCUCACGCUCUUCUUCGUGGUGCUGGGCUCGCUCUCUGUGCAAGUGUUCAGCUUUCGCUGGUUUGUGCACGACUUCAGCACCGAGGACAGCGCCACGACCAUGGCCUCCAGCUGCCAGCAGCCUGGACCGGAUUGCAAGACUGUGGUCAGCGGAGGGUCUGCAGCCGGGGAAGGCGAGGCUCGCCCUUCUACGCCGCAGAGGCAAGCAUCCAACGCCAGCAAGAGCAACAUCGCCGCCACCAACAGCGGCAGCAACAGCAACGAGGCCACCCGGACCAGCGGCAAACCCAGGUCUGCGUCCUGCUCCUUCUGCAUCUGGCUCCUGCAGUCACUCAUCCACAUUUUGCAGCUCGGGCAAAUCUGGAGAUAUUUGCACACAAUAUACUUAGGUAUUCGGAGCCGGCAGAGUGGGGAGAGUGGCAGGUGGCGGUUUUACUGGAGGAUGGUGUAUGAGUAUGCAGAUGUGAGUAUGCUGCACUUGCUAGCCACCUUUCUGGAGAGUGCUCCACAGCUGGUUCUGCAGCUCUGCAUCAUCGUACAGACUCACAGCUUGCAGGCCCUCCAAGGUUUCACAGCAGCAGCCUCCCUUGUGUCCUUGGCGUGGGCCCUAGCCUCCUACCAGAAGGCUCUUCGGGACUCCCGAGAUGACAAAAAGCCUAUCAGCUACAUGGCCGUCAUCAUCCAGUUCUGUUGGCACUUCUUCACCAUCGCUGCCAGAGUCAUCACGUUCGCCCUCUUUGCUUCAGUUUUCCAGCUGUAUUUUGGGAUAUUCAUUGUCCUCCACUGGUGCAUCAUGACCUUCUGGAUUGUCCACUGUGAGACAGAAUUCUGUAUCACCAAAUGGGAAGAGAUUGUAUUCGACAUGGUGGUGGGAAUCAUCUACAUCUUCAGCUGGUUCAAUGUCAAGGAAGGCAGGACACGCUGCAGGCUGUUCAUUUACUAUUUUGUAAUCCUUUUGGAAAACACAGCUUUGAGUGCACUCUGGUACCUCUACAAAGCUCCCCAGAUUGCGGAUGCAUUUGCCAUCCCAGCACUGUGCGUGGUUUUCAGCAGCUUUUUAACAGGCGUUGUUUUUAUGCUGAUGUACUAUGCCUUCUUCCAUCCCAAUGGGCCCAGAUUUGGGCAGUCACCAAGUUGUGCUUGUGAUGACCCUGCUACUGCCUUCUCUCUGCCUCCAGAAGUGGCCACAAGUACACUACGGUCUAUCUCCAACAACCGCAGUGUUGCCAGUGACCGUGAUCAGAAAUUUGCAGAGAGGGAUGGAUGUGUCCCUGUCUUUCAGGUGAGACCAACUGCACCACCCACCCCAUCAUCUCGACCACCACGGAUUGAAGAAUCGGUCAUUAAAAUUGACCUGUUCAGGAAUAGAUAUCCAGCGUGGGAGAGACAUGUGUUGGACCGAAGCCUGAGAAAGGCCAUAUUAGCCUUUGAAUGUUCCCCAUCUCCUCCAAGGCUGCAGUACAAAGACGAUGCCCUUAUUCAGGAGAGGCUGGAGUACGAAACCACUUUAUAAAACAGAAGAAGCCACAAUGUCCAUAUGAAGAGAUGACAGCAGGGCUGUGGCAAUAAUGACACUUAAUAUAAGAGUAGGGCAAUGAGCUAUAUGUUCUUAGUCCCAACAUUGUCAUGGUAUGGUUUGAUCUUCCAUUAGCUGACCGCCUGCUGCUGGUGUCUAUUCAAGCCAGCAGUGCUGAGAGUCUCUUACUCCACCUAAAGGGGCAAUGCCAGCUUAGUAUGACUGUUGUUACCAAACUCCUCCAGCCCAGGCUUGGAGCACAUUCACCGGAGGGUACCAUUAUUAUAAAAAAAAAAAAUUGUUGCCUCUAAUCAUUAAGGUAUUUUGAUGGAGUUUACUGAUUUUUGCAUAAAUACGUUCAUACACACACACACACACACACCACCACCACCACCACCACCACCACCACCACCACCACCACCACCUCCACCCCUCUAUCUAAAGAGUUGAGGUGGGCCUAGAAAGACAACCCAGUAGUUAAGAGCACUAACUGCUCUUCCAAAGGCCCAGGUUUGAUUCUCAGCACCCACUUGGUAGCUCACAACUACCUGCAACUCCAGGACCAGGUGAUCCAAUGCCCAUUUCUGGCCUCCUCAGUCACUGCACACACAUGGUGCACAGACAUGUAUGCAGGCAAAACACCCAUACACAUAAAACAAAAAUGAAUCUCAAAAAAGAGCUUAGGUGAUUUCCUUGAUGCAAAACUCAAAACAGACUCCAGAAAGAAAGCAAUAGUGCUUAGGAAAAUUUCAUAACCCAUUUUCUCAUUUGGAAACCAGUAGUAUAUGUGGUGAAGCCUGUGCAGUGGAUAGCAAAUAGACAGCAAAUUCAAGUGUUUACAUGUGUACUAGCAUUGACUGAACGAUUCUUUUUCUAUACAUUUCAGGAUUUGUUUUUUACUUUAGGUUUUGCAGUUGAGAAUAUCCUUUAUGACAGAAAUCCUAUGCAGCACAUGUAUGGCUUUGGAUGAGACCAAGGAGCUCAAUAUCCGUGAUGUAAAUUAAAUGAUAAUCAUGAUUCAGUAUUCAAUUGCAAAAAUACAAUUUAUAUGCAAAGAGCAGUUGGGGGAGGGACAAAAUGAGAGUCAGCUUCUAAGGUGUGUGUGGUUCAUAUUGGAAUGCACCCACAGAGCCACAGGAGAGGGAGAGGCUGUUUCCAGGUGCAGAAUGAGCAUAGUGAGCAGGUGUGAUUCUGGAAACCAUAUGCCACAUCUUUCUAGUGCCAAACUUUGUCCAAUCACAGAACUGAUAUGGAAUCCCCGAAAGCAGAGAAUAAGUGGUAUCCCAAAGCAGACAAGAGAAGAAUGAUCAGGUUGUCCGCUGUGUACAGACUUACCUUCUGCCAUCCAAGGUCAAAGUGAUGUGUCUCCUAGAGACUUUGGGACACCUUUUAACAAGAGGGAGCAUACAGAUGCAAUGUGUAUGCUCUAAGGAAACUGCCUGGACUGCUUGAGGGCUUACCACUCCAUCAGCUAAGAUUUGUAUUCAAAUCAUCUGUAAAGUCGCUCUCUUUCAACAAGCUUCUGAGUUUAAAUACCUCCGUACAGCAAGUAAACAUUCCCGCUUUCUGUUCUCAGUGUCCUUGGUCAUGGUGCUUUUUGUUGCAUUAAAAGUGCCGGUCAAACUUUGAUAGUAUUUUUUUAUAGUUGGUGCAGAGUGGAAUAACUCAUGGAUUAUUUCAAUAUUUUUGUAAUAAAAAUAUAGGGUGUACAUAUAGGCAUUGUUGCUUUUUUUUAUAGACUUGGAAUUGUUUAAAAUACAUUAAAUGUCAUAUUCACUUGGGAUAUCAGAAUCCAGUCUACAAAUCCAUCAGCCUGCCUCAGCAGAUUGAAAACACUUGUCCCUGGAGAGAUUACCUUACUUUUUGCCAUUUGGCGGCCCAGCAACCUGACCAGGGUGCUAUGAGAGCAUCAAGUAAAGAGGGAAGUGGCCUAGCUAGAAAGGGCUUGUGAAGACUGAUCAGUGUCUCCCAGGAAAUCCAAGAUGUGAGUGAUUUCUUUCAUCUAUCCAUUAGAACAACCUGACCACAGUGGAAGAUGUCUUAAACUUCCUUCCCUGGUUUUAUACUAACCCAGCUGAUAUAUUAAAGAUCAGUCAAGUCACAAAAAAAGAGAAGGAAGAAAGUCAGUUUCAUUUAAAUAUUCACUCAAAAUAGUCAAGUUCUAGAGCCACCACCCAUAAUGGAUGCGUCAUCCAAAGACUGUGGUCCCCAAAGUGACAUCCACAGGAGGGGACAGAGGGCUCAACCUAGGACUUCUUUUGGUACAAAGCCCCAAAGCAAUUUUUUAAGACAGACGAUUUUUAUCAGACAUAUUUCCUAAUACUCAAUGAUUUGAUCUUUCAAGCAAGAUUUCCACUACAAUACACUAAUCUUCUGUUGGAAUGAAGAAAUACUACCUUGCUACCAGUAAAGCUUCAGGAAGACACGGCUUCUCAGCAAAUGGUGAACACAUCCCAUUCCAGUAUAGAAGGAAAUCACAACAAUUUGGACAGAUACUUUGCUGGUGUGCAGAACCAUGAGCUAUUAACUUCAUUAGUUCUAAGACAACUUUUAACUGAUGAGCUUUGGAGACUGACUUUCCCAGGUGGUCUGCAGCUCUGAUUCUGUGAGUGAAUAACAGUUAACCUCGUAAUAGUGUCCAAUCAAACAAGCCAAAAGGAGCAUCCACUCUUUGAUCACAAACACCUUGGAACCUGUCAAGUUUUACUGGAGAUGAAUUGCAGUUUAUUAAUCCAACAGACACUUUAAUCUUGCAAAUUCUUGACUUGUAAUAUUGUAAUCAAGCUACUGGAAGAGAACAUGAAUCAGUUAAUGGAAAAGGAGCACUUGGUUCAGUACUGUGCCCUGAUGUGUCCAAGCUUGAAGAGACAGGCCUCUGAGAAGUAGAGCUAAGGAAAUUGUUCUACCUGGUCCCUCAACAUGAAUGCCAUCAGUGUUCAUGGUAUCCAUCCUCUUUCUUUAUCUUUUCUAGUAAGAACUGCUUUUAGAACAUUAGCCAAUGAAUUCCUGGGGGCUUGUAUAGCUCAGAGAAAUGGGUAUGGGUCAAAGGGACUUGCUUCAAGUGGAUUGAAACCCACUUGUUUGGAAAUGAAAAGAGUCUGUCAUCUUUUAAUAACUGAUCUAUCUUGAAUACCAUCACUGCUUUUAAUUUAUCCCAUUGUCAGCAUGAUAAUAGCCAAUGUGUAAAACUUCCAUUGAUAAUUCAGUUUCAAGGGUGUAGUUAUAGAGUGAUUUGAUGCCUGCUUUCCUAAGUGGUAACACUACCAGUCUCAAACCAAUAUCCAUUUCAACAAGGAACCAACUAGCCUAUGGCUUCUCAGAUCACAUCAAAUCUUGGUUAUGACCUUAAAGAUGACCAACUAAAUGGCCUUAAUGCCUACAUUUUCAUUUAUAAGAAAACAGGUGGACUGAGAAAUUACAACCAUGAUUCCUUCCCUUUCUUUUUUUCAAAUAAAGGUGAAAAUUAAGUUGUCAGAGUUCAGAUAUAGUUAUAGAGUAUUCAAGAGUCUGAUGUGCGUGUGGCCUUGUUAAACUUUCUAUCUACUCUUUUGGCAUCCAUUUUAGAAGUUAGAUCUAAAUAAAAGGGUGAAAGUCAUCAAGUAUAUCCAAUAAGCACUCUGGAAAAAGAUGGAGAAGGAGGAGGAGGAGAACAAGAAGAAGAAGGAGGAGGAGAAGGAGAAGGAGGAGAACAAGAAGAAGGAGGAGGAGGAGGAGGAGGAGGAGGAGAAGGAGAAGGAGAAGGAGAAGGAGAAAUUGCUGUGUCUCCACACAAGCAUCUCAGUGACUCUAUCAGGAUGUUCCCAGAGCUUCUGAGUACACUCCUGGGAAUCCAUGCUGGUACCCACGCAAGUCUUUUUCUAGAACGAUCUCUGGGUGUAACCACUAAAACUGAAUGACAGUCAGAAAGGUAUUCUCCUACCCUGUGACUUACCCUCACCUGUCAGACAACCAGAACUAACAAGCUGAAAAAUCCUCAUUUCCUGAACCUACACCCCCCUGUGUAAUGUACAAUGAGUUGGUUAACUGUAGGGACACAGGAACAAUAACAGUCCUCUCUAACAAGGCUCGGGAGUAAGUGUGACCAUAAGAGUGUUGAGUACCAGGACAGAAGAUUUCUACCAAUGUAGAAGCCCAAGAAAACCUGUCCAUCACUUGUCAGGAACACUUCUCUUUUUACAAGGUAGGCACAUGAACUAAUCUCUGCCAUUCUGUAACUAUGGCAAUGCCCAUGUCCCCUUAUGAAAGGACAAGAACUGGCUAAUGUGGAGAGGUGGAGGUAAUGCAGGAAGCGUCAUGCCAAGACUGGCUCUUUCUAAGGAAACCUGCCCUCUGAUGGUUCUCCUUGAUUAGUGCUCUUGUAAUGCUCUGUACAUCAAGAGCUUCAGGUGGAUUAUAAAUCACUCUGACUUAUUAAACAUAAACUAUCUAAUUAUCUCUCUUUUAAUAACAAUGAGAUUCAGGGUUACCAUGGCCUUACUCAUCAUCCCAUUGUAAAUAUAUCAACCACAACAGGUCUGUGUUCAAACACACUCAACCCAGUUUAACUAGUAUCAUCUUUUUUGCAACACAGUUUGGAUCUUGAGUCUAUCAGUCAGUCACCUUCUCCAUGUACCUAUUCAGAGACUCAUAAGUCCUGUGCAAGUGAUUUUCCAGAACAAUAGAAGAAAAUAAAAGGAUGGUCAUGCAAUUUUCCCACCAAUACAAAAAACAUUAGACUGUUGAUCACCUCAAAGUUCUGACUUUUCCUCAUGACUGAGUUUCUUUUUAUUUGCUGGCUUUCAACAUUUGAAUUUUCCAGAUGACUGCUGAACAAAUUUCACCAAACCAAAGUAGACAUUGCAGCAUUAUUAAAAAGUAGAGACUGUCCACAUGAAUGCAAAUAUCCCAUGAAAAAUCAAGAAGUUGGUCACUUAAGCAGCACACAUCUGGAAACUCUCUGCAAGAGUCCAGGUGUUUGGAGUAUACAGUUUUCCAUCCUGUUGUCUGGUGUAUAGAUAGAUAAAUUGCUCAGGUGCUGCAGGUGGAACUUAACUUUCUUGUGCAGUAAUCUUUUGUUGGUGACAUUCUGCUGCUAACAUUCUCUUUGUUGUACAAAGAGAAAUAAAUCAUGCAGAGCAACUUUGGUCUAUUUUUAUUUACUUUCUGAAAAUGCAUGACUGGAAGAGGUUGGUUGGCUGUGUCUCGGGUAUUCUAAACAUAACUGCAUGGGCAGCACCUUAAAGUGGCAGUUCUUAGAGGCCUUUCUAUAGGAAAGGAAACUUCUUCUUUUAGCCUCUUCUAUGUUUCAUAAUUUUAUUAUUGUUAUUCUACUAUUUGUAAAUGGUUUAAGGGAAAUACAAAAUCUUCCACUUUUUAUUGUUCAGAUAGAACUUUUCAUUUUAAGUGUCCCUUAUAAUAUCUUAAAGCUAAAAUUAUAUAAAUUGUUUCAUACAAUUACUUCAAGGUGAAAUUAAUGGCUGCAAUUGGAGGAAAAAGGCUAUUUCCCCAAAUCAAAUUACCUAACAUUAGGAUUUGGUUUGCUAACAUCAUUCCAGUUAACAAGUGCUUGCUGGUUACUGUGAAUAUUGUAACAUAUUUCCCCAGUUAAUCCCUGCCACUUUUCUCCAUGAGGGGAAAAAAGAAAUGUUGAUCAUGAUGGAAAUUUACCUUCCAAAAGGAGAGCUGAUGUUCACACUGACCCAGAUUUGUUUUGUCCUGGUAACCUUGGGAAGUUGGACUUGCUCCUUCUGAUCUGCUGGGUGGUGAAGAUAUAGAUGUCCUCAAGUUGAGUGUUUUUGCCUUAUUGACUGAUCUGAAGUUUGGCAGAAAAACACAUAAGCCGUCCAACCUAUUUCCUUUUAAGAGCACUUUAGUGGCAUAACUUGCUCUGAGGCACUUAUUGUAGGUGAACAAAGACCUUGGAGAGGCAUUCAGCUAUGUAAACAUCUUGAGGCAUUUCCAAAGACAGUGCAAACAUUCCCAAGUACCUAGGUAGUAUCUUGAUUGUGUAAAAUUCUACAUUCAGAGCCAAUAAUAACACCAUGAGGCAGAUGAUGAAAUUCCUCUUGAGUUUCUCCUUUCCUGGAUGUAGUUUCCCUGAACACCUAAACCUCACCACCAAGCAAUGUUUGUCCACCCCCAUGCUAACUAAUUUGGACCCUACCCUGAACACAGCUGUGGCCACAGCCCAGGUGCUCAUGACCCUCUAAACACUGACGACAAGUGCACUGAAAGUUUUGGCUUUUCCUUUUUCCUUGGGAUUUUAAAUCAUCAAUCUCUGCACCUGUGUGUUACUGAGGGAAUGUUUGGCUAUUAUUACAAGACGGUGACAAUGGAUUGGCAGUCACACACACAAAAAAAGCUGCUUCUUUUAUGGUCUUUGAUUAUUAGGUGAUUGAUGUGAAAUGUACAGAUUAAUAGAAAAGCAGAAAUCCCUGUGUUGAAUAUUAUGGCUGUUUUAAACAUGUUUAAAGAUAUUAUAUGAAACAAUAUUUUUUGAGACAGGGUUUCUCUGUGUAGUUUUGGUGCCUGUCCUGGAUCUCGCUCUGUAGACCAGGCUGGCCUCAGAACUCACAGAAAUCUGCCUGGCUCUGCCUCCCAAGUGCUAGGAUUAAAGGUGUGUGCCACCAUGGCCUGGCCAAAACAAUAUUCUUUUGCACUAUGGAAUAUAGUCCCUUCUGGGUACAGUGGCAUGAAGGCAUGUGGUCCAGUGACAUAGGUAAAUAAACUAGCAAUCUGUACACAUCUGGGUCCUGAUCCCUCCUCUAUCUCUUUACCUCAAAACUUAUUUUGGCCUCAUUGACCCCAUAUAAAAGAGUGAAUAUAUUUGUUUACCUACCUCAUAGGGUGUUGUAAAGAAUGUGAGAGCUGGUAAAGCACUUGAGUUAGAGAGCACCAUGCCUCUUGUUAAGUAGCAGGAACAUGGAGAACUGUGCGCAUCACAGGGCUAAGGAGGGUGGGUGCCUCAGUUGUCUGAGAAGCAGCAGCCAUUCUAGCUAGUAUAGGAAAAACUUCUCCCUUAAAGGUCUAGGUAGAAAUUUUAAGCUUUUAAUGAGAAAAGUAACCCCUCGUAUAGUCAUGGAGUAUCUCCAUAUAGAUGGACCACUUUCUUCUUAAUCAAACUGAAUUGUUCUACAUGUUUAUAAAUACAUCUAGAAAAUCUGGCCCCUUCUGAUCCCUGAGGAGUUUGCAUGACUGCCCCCAUUUUCCAGAAUCAUGUACAGUCUCUAAUUCAGUACCGGUGAUGCCAACUGACAUUCUGGAAACCACUUCUGGAUGAUGAUAUUAUUAAGAUUGGAGUUGGAAUGAUUUAACUGGGUUCACAUUUCAUUUCUAACACAACACCUCUGCAACAGAAAAAAUGUGAAGCCUUCUUUCUGCUCAGAACUCUCAAGGAAAUUUGUCUUCACAUUAGAAAUGUAUUUCAAAUAUUUCAGAGAACUGCCUGUACAAUGGCUUCAGCAACAUAUCAAAGUGUGUGGACUUGCAUAAAUGCAAUAUACAGAGUGAGUUCCACAAAAGGUUAAAAAAGGCAGGAAGAUGGUAGGCAAAACAGCUUCAGUGAAAAUCCUGUACAACUCUGCCAAAGCAAUGUGCGGUCCCUUGCUUAAAUGAUUAAACUUAAGGAGAAGUAAAUGCAAAUAAUAUGAUUUGGAGUUACAAACUUUUGUAAUUUUUGAGUCAUAGGGGCAAUAUGAAGAAUAGGAGUAAUAUUUUAAUGAUGCGCUUCCAUUUAGUACCUAUGUUUAACAAUUGUAUUCAUUUACAAAAUAAUUUUUAUAGUCUUAAAAACUGAAAUGGUUUCCAAAUUUUCCCUUGAGAAGUAAAUUUAAAAUCGCAUUGUGCUUGAAUUACAUACCAUAUUGACAUCUGAUAUAAUCUCUUCUGGACUCUAAAAUUUAUUUCCCAAUGGACUUAAUCAAAGAUUUAAAUUUUCAAAUUGGUUAAACAUUACUAAUGCAUGGCAUUAGGCUUUCUGAAGCAUGACUAUACCAUAAAAAAUUGUGUGAUACCUUAAAAAUUUCUGCACUGCCAGAAUAGACUGUUACCACAGACUGGUCAUAUAAAUACAAUGCAUGAGAUAAAGGUAAUUUGGAUAUUUCUCAACUUCUAUCCCCUUCUGAUAUCAAUAUUUUUCUACCCAAAAUGCAAAAGUAUACCCUUUUUAUCAUGAAAAUGAACAUCUGUUUUUAUUCCGUUUUAUACAGAAAACUGAAGUUGACUAUUGGGUCAAGUUUCAGAUACAUUUGCUAGGAUUAGCAAGAGGCGGGGGAGAUAACAUGCUAUGGAGAGGUUUUAUCACAAAGUGCAAAACAGAAUCUAAGCAUGUCAGCGCUGGACAGCUCCUUGAAGUACUGGCUCAGAGUUUUCACCAGCCAGGAAAAGCACAAGUGCCAGCAAUGCAGCCUUCAGCACAGAUGGGCUAUAGGCCCAUCGUUUGGUAAGCAUCACAUUUCUGAUUAGUUGUAAAUACAACUGCCAAGUUUGAUGGCUACAUCUGGCUAACAUUCUUUUCAACAAACAAAUGAUAAACGUGGACACACAGAGAUAAAUUCUCUACUGCUUCAAAGAAAUAUCUCCCAGAUUAUUUAUGACAACUAUAUCACUAAUAUAUUACUGUCACAAAACUUUUUUCAUAAACACUUUGGUCAAUUGUUUAUUUAAGCCUUUCUCUGAUCAAUGAGGGACAAUGGAGAAGAACAUGGUUGACUUUGAUAGGAAUCUUGCUUCUGUUUUAAAAAGGAAGGAAGGAAGGAAGGAAGGAAGGGAGGGAGGGAGGGAGGGAGGGAGGGAGGAAGGAAGGAAGGAAGGAAGGAAAGAAAGAAAGAUAGAUAAAAGAAAAAAUUCCUGCUUUUCUUCUCAGUAGCCAGAUAGCUCAGUAGCCUCAAACAGACACAGUGAUGGAUGUGAAGAUGACUUCCUGUUCUUAGAAGAAAGAGAGUCAAUAGGAAACCAGGUCCUCUUGGAAGCCAAGAGGAUUUAGAGCUUGGAUUUAGAGCUAAUGUGAGAGAAUACUAGCCCUUCUUUUGGUUACCACUCUCCCUCAUUCUCUAAAGUUAGGAUUGGAAUUUACAGUGAUGAUAAAUAAUGCUAUUUUGUAUAAUGGCUUCAAUAUACAUACUGUGAAAUAAUUAGUUACAAAUGGGAACACUGGGAAGCAGGCUUCCUCUGUGUUUGCUUCUAAGCAAGUGCUAGGGAAGGCACUGGUCAUGCUGACACUCUGGCUGAGCCGAUGGAGUCCAAGAGGACAGUUGCAGUGCCGUGCAUGAAGCCAUUGCACAAAGCGAACCUGCUUCCAAACGACAAGGCCUUGGGGUCCUGACUUCGGUUCUUCAUUCUCUCAUUAUUUUGUUGUGUAAGUUUCACAUUUAACUACCUCAGCUACUGUUGUUUGAUUUAGAAACACAUACCAUUCACUUCACAAUUAAUAAAUUAUUUCAUUGAAAAUUUCGAAAUGUUAUUUGGUGUGAAACAAUUUUCAGAAAUUGUAAAAUGCAUAAGCAACUCAACUUCCAUCAGUUCUAUUUUAUUUGGUUUGUUUCUGAGCAUAGUUUGGGUUUUAAAAAAAAAAAAAACACUUCACUUCUACCCAACAUAAAGGGAGGUUGUAUAUAUUUGCUUAAUUUGCCUUAAAUAUCUUGUGCUUUUUUCCCCCCUCUGUCCAAUUUUUGUUUUUUAAAUUUAUCGCUGGAAAAAAAAAAAGCAAUGGUGGUAGAUGAAGAACAACUGAAAAGAACGGGCCACUGGGUUGUCAGCCCCCAGCCUCAGCUUACAUGGUAUUCUGAUGCAGUCGCCAUUUUUGUGUUUUCCUCUCCACUUCAGAAAUAAGGUGUGUGCAGGCAACGUGAAGACAUUUCCCCCGACAGCACGGUGCCUGGCCUCGGAUGCAAACCUGCCGGUCCUGUGCUCUUACUUUGUAAACAUUGUACAAAUGUAUUUGGAAUUUUAUUUGGAAAAAAGAAUUAAAUGAGUUAUUAAAUUCUUUCCUGUAAAUAUAUAUAUAAAGAUAUACAUAUUCCAAUCCCGCAUAUCCAGACAUUCCUUUAGCAUUCAGAUUGUAAGUGUGUCUUUCUUGACAGGAGCUGCUGUCCUGGGCAGUGACUCCAAGUGCUCUAUCUCAAAGCACAGUGUGUGGAGUAUUUGAUAUACUGCAGUACCAUAGUUAUUUUGGUCAGUUGAGUAAGUUGAAAUUUGUGAUGAAAUGAAGUGGAAAGUAGUACUUCAUAAUGAAUAAAUUUCCUGGGUUAUCUGAUUUUUUUCUUGUAAAACUUUAAAAAAAGAAAACUUGAAAUUUUAUAUAUUUGGAUUUUGUAGAGUUUUUUUUAUUUUAUUGCAACACAAGGUACCAAAAUCAUUAAAUAAAGUACACUGUGGUCAUUUUAA
Messenger RNA from Peromyscus maniculatus bairdii (prairie deer mouse), 12469 nucleotides. It is a transcript of the gene Xkr4, whose product is annotated as XK related 4. Lineage: Eukaryota; Metazoa; Chordata; Mammalia; Rodentia; Cricetidae. Gene Ontology annotation, biological process: phosphatidylserine exposure on apoptotic cell surface; engulfment of apoptotic cell; apoptotic process involved in development. The record is from RefSeq and is a predicted model, not a curated record. Gene Ontology annotation, cellular component: plasma membrane.